This is a messenger RNA of Lathyrus oleraceus (garden pea), 546 nucleotides long. RefSeq names its product protein MAIN-LIKE 2-like. Lineage: Eukaryota; Viridiplantae; Streptophyta; Magnoliopsida; Fabales; Fabaceae. Bases 87 to 485 code for a protein of 132 amino acids. The transcript is spliced from 2 exons. The record is from RefSeq and is a predicted model, not a curated record. Gene Ontology annotation, biological process: meristem development; meristem maintenance.
CUAGCCUACAAUUGUACCACGACUCCAUAACUUUGACUGAGGAAUCCUCCGAACAAGAAAAAGUCAUAAAAACCCGGGUUUACAUUAUGCUAUUGUUUGGGAACUUGCUAUUUCCCGAAGGGACGGGAAAUAGCAUAAAUUUUAUGUACUUGAGUUUGCUCGGGGACAUUGAUAGAAUAAGCACAUAUAGUUGGGGUUCUGCAGUAUUAGCAUUCCUAUAUAGCUCUUUGUGUAAAAAUGCACAAAAUGAGCACUGUACAUUUUCUGGAUGUGCUUUUUUGCUUCAAACAUGGGGGUGGUGGAGAUUGCCGAGGCUAGCCCCAGAAAAUCCUAAUGACUACUCCUUCCCCUACGCAACUAGGUUCAUUACAACCGGACUGGAUUACAGUCUUACCCCCAAAAAUAAAAUUAUAUUUUAUCGUCAACUGUUGGAUCGUCUCCGAGCACAGGAUGUAUUACCACUAAAUCACUCAACUUCUAACUGAUUUAUUAAUGUCAUGCAUUCUCGAUAAAUAACAUAUUUACUUUUUUCUUUGCAGUUUAUUU